Molecule: messenger RNA, 1191 nt
Organism: Hymenoscyphus albidus
Lineage: Eukaryota; Fungi; Ascomycota; Leotiomycetes; Helotiales; Helotiaceae
Source: the annotation of a GenBank genome assembly
AUGGCAGACCGUGAUAUGCUCAUCAAGCAAACCCAAUUCACAAAGACGUACUAUCGAGAUGUCUAUCCAGCCAUCGAACCCACAUCUCCCUCCAACAGCCAAGCAGGAAAGGUUGUCGUCGUUACUGGCGCGGGAAAGGGGAUUGGUCGAGAGGUAAAGUACUUUUAUGUUUCACCUUACUCGUAGCACAACACCAUCACUUCAACUUUCUCGAUUUCCGAUUAAGACCGUAGAGUGCUCAACGACUCAAGUUACCUUUCAUCGCGGCACCAAAAACGCAAAUGCAGAUGGAGCAUCACGAUAUACUCUACAACGAUAAAGAUGAUUAAAGGUCCAUAUAUACUAACAUAAAACCUCACACCUAGAGCUUCGUAAAAUCCUUCGCCAAAGCAGGCGCCAAAGCCCUCGUGAUAGUCGCCCGUUCCUCAGGGCCUCUCGAGGAAGUGCGGCAAGAAAUCCUCUCAAUCAGCAAAGACAUCAUCGUCCAAGCAGUCGUCGCCGACGUGCGAGAUGCAAAUUCCGUGACGGCGCUCUGGGAGACGGUCAAGGAGAAGUUUGGGAGGGCGGAUGUGUUGAUCAAUAAUGCGGGGACGUUGAAUGCGGGCACUGUUGCGGAGGAGGAUGUUGAUGAGUGGUGGCUUGAUUUCGUGAGUUUCUUUUGUUUUUUUCUUCACGCCUUAUUGUAUCUAGAAGAAGACUUCCAAGAUGUGAAAGCAGGAAAGCUGAUCGAAGCAGGAAACCAACAUCCGCGGCACCUUCCUCAUAUCACAAGGCUUCCUCAAGCUCCUAGGAAAAGAGAGCAAAGGAACGAUUCUCAACCUCUCCAGCGCACUGGGCCUCGCUACCGUCCCAGGACUCUCAGCAUACUCACUAACGAAACUGGUGGCCCACAAGAUGCAAGCCUUCAUCGCGGUCGAGAACCCGAAUGUGGUGGCGAUCGGCAUGCAUCCCGGGUUGAUCAGGACGGAUAUUGUGACGGGGGAUUUGAUGCCGUUUGCGUUUGAUACGUUUGAUCUUGCGGGUGGGACGGCGGUGUGGCUAGCGACUGAGAAGGCCGCGUUCUUGAAUGGGAAGUAUGUUAAUGUGAAUUGGAGUGUGGAGGAGUUGGUGCAGAGGAAGGAGGAGAUUGUGGGGCAGAAGAAAUUGGAUUUGGUUCUUAGUGGUGAGUUUGGUGAGCAGCAGUUUUUGUAG